GAUGAAAACCAGCAGGGUCUGUCAGAUGAAGAUUUACGAGCCGAGGUGGACACCUUCAUGUUUGAGGGCCAUGACACCACAGCCAGUGGCUUGUCUUUCAUCCUCUACUCUCUGGCCUGCCACCCAGAACACCAGAAGCUUUGCAGGGAAGAGAUCAUUAAAGUUCUGGAUGGAAAGGACACCAUUGCGUGGGAGGAUCUCAGUAAACUUCCAUACACUACAAUGUGCAUUAAAGAAUCCCUCCGCCUUUACCCUCCUGUACCAGGAAUAUCCCGGACCACCACCAAACCCAUGACCUUUUUUGAUGGAAGGACUUUGCCAAAAGGUUGUAAUAUUGCAGCAAGCGUGUAUGGAAUUCACAGGAAUGCAGCUGUCUGGGAAAACCCUGAUGUCUUUGACCCACUGCGUUUUCUACCGGAGAAUGUUUCCAGGAGGUCCCCACAUUCAUUCGUGCCGUUCUCAGCGGGGCCAAGAAACUGCAUCGGUCAGAACUUUGCCAUGAAUGAGCUGAAAGUGGCGACGGCCCUGACACUGAAGAGAUACCAUCUGUUAGAGGACCCGACUCAGAAACCCAAGUUAAUACCUAGAUUGGUGCUUCGCUCAAUCAAUGGCAUCUACAUCAAGAUCAAACCUGUAGACCCACAAGUGUAAAUGCUCAUUUCACAUAUUUUACUAAAUCUUAAUAUAAAAUCACUAACGGAAAUUAAUGAAGAGUAUAACUGAAGUAUUUUUUGGGGGAGAAAUUACUUGAUGAAAAUAAAGUUGUUUGUAUUUUAGUAUAAUUUUCUUACACUGGAACAGUUUUGGGCUGCACGGUGGUGUAGUGGUUAGCACUGUCGCCUCACAGCAAGAGGGAAAAUGGAUGGAUGGAUGGAACAGUUUUUAAAGAGAUAGCUUUGCACCUAAUAUGUGGAGAAAAAAAAAAAGAAUAAGACCUAUGUUAUAGCAGAACAUUUGUGCACCAAAUCAGUAUGAAAUAAUUUCUUUAUUUGUAAAUGCACUAUCCACCAUAAUAUAUUUUGAGAGUCAGUUUUUGUAAUGGUUGAUUGUUAGGACCAGAUCAAAUUUAAUUUGGAUGAACCGUCCUUAAAAAAAAGUUCACUACCUCUGUGUAAAGAUUUACUUUUGCCUUUACCUUAACCUUAUUAACUAAUUUGAAACAGUUCCAAAGUACUUUGGUACCGAGGUAUCUGGUCAAUAAAUACCUCCAGAAUAAAGUGUUGGAGGUCUGUCCUCCCAGUUUAAUUGCUUGGAGGCCAUUGGAUUACGUGCCUUUAGAAGACCUUUUAGGGAAUACAGAUGCAAUCAACAUUAUUUAAUCACAGCUGAAUUCACUGCAGAGAGUUUUGAGUCAAAAGUAAUUCAUUUUUUAUUUACAGUCAUAUGAUUACAAAAUCCACAAGGACAAAAAGUCACCAGCACAGUUUGUAAAAGUGAAACACCUCGUCUUUUGUUAACCUCUGAUCUCCAACCUGUCACUUAUAAGAUCCCAUGAAAUGGCCACUUGAACUUCCUAUAUAACAGCUCAUCUUUAGUGGUGACUUAAUGCUGUACCAAAGUAGAAAUAAGAAAUUUCAACCAUUAAGGCCUUCUGAUCCUUCCUGCAUGUUCUCUCAACCUAACCUUCCUUUCCUAGAACUUCUUGACCCUUUGUUUAAAAUAACAUUGAUAGCUUGCUGUCUUAUGUCUCCCCCACAUCCUCUCUAAAAAGGGAACACGAGAAGUGUCGUGGUGGCCCCUGAGGUUAAUAUGUAUAUUAACCACCAAAACAAGUGAGAAUACCAUUUCAUGGGACCUUUACAGUUGGGAAUUACAACCAAUUACAUAAUGUUCCACCAGUUUGACAUGAAUAACUUGACAUGAAUUUUUUUUGUCACUGUGCAAAGAUGGUUCCUAUGUCUCAAGUCGGUGUAUAAACUGCACUGUAGUUUUUUUGCAAGUGAAAGAUAUUAACGAGCUACAUGACCAUCAAAACAUACUAAAUGCAAACCUUUGUGUUUUGAAUACUGUUUUUUUUAAAUUCUACAGCACAGUUGGUCUUUGUUACUGUGCUGCUGUUUGAAUUUAAAACUACACUCCCUUACUACUUAAUAGUCCAAUUUACUGCCAACAUAGAAAACUGUAAAAUUCUUGCCUUUACAGUAUACUACAAACCAUUUAAAACUCAAUAUAUAUUGGAGAAAAGCCAAAGGACAGAUGUGAUCAACAUACUGUUUGGACAGGGCAAAUGGCUUUUAUCUGCAGAAGAAUCCAAAUCAGCAACGAGAAGUUUGCAUCAUUACUUUCAUGGGACGCCACAUAUAGAUUUUGAAAUGUUGACAUUGGUUCAAAAGGCCAUAAACAAUAAUACCUGCAAGUCUGCAGCUAAACCUCACUGAAAACGUUGACCAUUGUGCACAAGUCACCAUCUAGUGGCUUGUUGGACAAAAGCACUUGAGCUGAUGUCCUAUUGGUCUAAUACAUGUAAUGGAAAGGCUUCACAUUAUAUCGAUAGGUUUUUCAAAAUAAAAGCAGCCCUCUGUUUUGAUAGAAACUGA
Anoplopoma fimbria (sablefish) is the source of this 2537-nucleotide messenger RNA. RefSeq names its product cytochrome P450 4A12. NCBI's taxonomy places the organism in Eukaryota, Metazoa, Chordata, Actinopteri, Perciformes, Anoplopomatidae. Gene Ontology annotation, molecular function: oxidoreductase activity, acting on paired donors, with incorporation or reduction of molecular oxygen; monooxygenase activity; iron ion binding. The record is from RefSeq and is a predicted model, not a curated record.